AUGGCGGACUCGUCCGGCGUUCCCUCCUCUCUGGAGGCGAGCUUGGACUGGGGUGUUGCAGGCGCGCAAGGCACGCCUUUUUCUUUGGAAGAAGAGCGUUCGUUCGCCUCGCCUGCUUCCCCAGAAGCUACCUGUUCUCCGUUUUCUCCGUCUCCCGGCGCCUCGUACUCUCUCCGCUGCGAUCUCUUCCCUUGGUCUGAGCUCUCGACUGCAUGCAGAGGCUGUGCAGCCCAUUUGGCCGUCCUCGCCUCGCUGCGCGCGCGCUUCCCCGCCGCGCUUCUUCUGCCCUCUGCUGCUUCACCCGUUCUGCUGCUGAAUUUCUCUUCUCUCCACUCACUCACGCUCUGCGCCGUCGGACGUCAUCCUCGGCAAAGGGGAUCAGCCGCGCGAGAGAGCCUCACAGACGAUGGCGCGCCAGCCUGGCGCCGGUCCAGUGGUAUCUUCGCGGAAGAGAGAAACAGAGGAGAACGAACGCGCGCCGAGGCGCAGCGCGGGAGACCUGUCGAGGUCCUCUACGGGUGGACAGGCGACGCAGAGGAGAGUCUACCGGCGGACACAGAGACAGAGGGAGAGGACAGACAAGGCGGAAGGAGAAAAGGAGUGCCAGUCAGAAUUCACUGGGCUGUCGUCGACUUCGUCGUGGAAACCGUCCACCGAAGUCUUCCUCGCUUCUUUUCUCUCUCGCGGCCGCUGCCUCCGCCGGAGGUCUUGAUGGAGGCGGCGCUGCUCGGGUGGCGACGACGAGAGCGAAGCCGCCGAGAAGACGAAGCUCGCAGAAAACUUGCAAGGUGCAGAGGGAAGAAGAUCUUCCUGCACAGCGCAAUGACCGACGUCCACGAAUUUUCCUUCGACACCACCAAGCAGAGGUUCCAGACGACCCCACUGAAGCCCCUCACGCUCGCGUCUCUCGGACGCGUUUUCUGCGACAGUUCAGUCUUUGCUUCCAUGUUCGACCGCCGCUACUACGUGCUGCAGCAAAGAUGUCUCCUCCACCCUCUCCUGUCUCUCCACGGACGCAGUGCCUCGGAAGGAAGGGUACAGGCGCCCGGCUUCCAGUCCGAUGCAGACACGAACGCGGCGGUCAAACGCGUGGUCUUCGAGGUAGACGGUGUGGCGCGGCGGGCGGGGCAGCGGCAGUUGCUCCUCGCGAUCUUGGGGAGAGACGUCAACAAGGAUCUCGCUCUUCAAGGCCUUUUCAGCGACAUUCGCAUAAAAUUCGAGAAAGAGUUCCGACCUCGCCCAGGCUUCUUUCUCGAAGGCCAUGUGGUGCUCGCGGACGGCUUCUUCACGAAGCAUGACGACUGCUUCCACGUCAUUGACCUGUCGCAUCCUCCGCGGUGGCCUUCGUCGGAUCGGCUUCUCUUCGGGCAGCGCUCGAGACGAGCUCCGUUAGGUUGCAAGCGGAGGCGCACGACGCCUUCGCCGACAGACUCUUUCACAUCUUUCCUCGAGGAGGAGGAAGGUUUGAUCGCUGGACAGCAGGCGAGCGCGAUGUUUGGAGGGCUGCUGGCGUUGAGCGAGUUGACGGCUCUCGAAGAGUGGCGAGAAAUCGAGGAAGAGCGAGAAGAAGAUCAAGACGAAGAGGACCUGAGAGACGUCCUCGCGGUCCUCGAGCCGGAAGUCUCCGACGGUGCAGCGACAGCUGGCGGAGGGUCGGAGACGAAUGAGAAGGAGAACAGAUCAGGGGGCGAGGAGGGCAGGGGGAGGAGACCACAGGGGAAGAGAGACAGUGGAAAAAUGGAGGUCAAAAUUCAACAAGAUCGAGAUUCGCCAGACCCUAUGGCGUGGAUUAUCGUCACAGAGUGCCACUUCAACGAACGAGAGGACAUCGAACUCCUCGGCGAAAUGCUCGCGACGUUCGAGAGUCAAGACGAAUAUCCAUCGGGGUUCGUCUUCCUGGGCAGUUUCUCGUCCACCAUCUCCGGAGGCGAAGAUGUCUACAGCGCAGGUUUCAACGCUCUCUUCGAUCUCCUCACGUCUCGCUUCCCCCUCUUUGUUUCUCGCUGUCACUUCGUCUUCGUUCCUGGACCAGACGACCCUUCCUUCGCCAGAGAGAGCCUGCCGCGGCUGCCUCUGACGCCUCCGUUCACUUCCGACUUUCAGCAACGAAUUGAGAAGGCUGUUCCUGCGAGCAAGGGAAAAAUUUUCUUCACCACCAGUCCGUGCAGGCUUCGUCACUUCACUUCCUCCAUGGUUUUCUUUCGUCACGACGUUUUCAAGGCUCUUUCUCGAGAUGCGCUCCUGACGGGCGGCCGGAACAAAGAGACAGAGGGACAGACUUCUGUUGAUGCCGAUAUCGUUGACCUGCUGUACAACACGGUGGUGGGCCAGGCGCAUUUGUGCCCCAUCACGGCUGACCACCGUCUCCUCAAACACAGAGACCAGAGUCUCGGCCUCUUCCCCAUGCCUGACCUUGUUUUCCUCUGCGACAAAUCGGCUCCACCGGUGAUCAAAAAAGAUCCCAGAAAUCCAGAUGAGUUCAUCUUCGCAAACGCAAACGCGUCCUUCAGAAAAACAAAAAGUUUCUUCAUCUACGAAAUGGCAACACACCAGCUAACCAAGUAUUUUGUACCCAGCAGUGGGGUGGCCAAGUAG
Toxoplasma gondii ME49 is the source of this 2595-nucleotide messenger RNA. Its product is annotated as DNA polymerase epsilon subunit B protein. The transcript has 12 exons. Bases 1 to 2595 code for a protein of 864 amino acids. Gene Ontology annotation, cellular component: epsilon DNA polymerase complex. NCBI's taxonomy places the organism in Eukaryota, Apicomplexa, Conoidasida, Eucoccidiorida, Sarcocystidae. Gene Ontology annotation, molecular function: DNA binding. Gene Ontology annotation, biological process: error-prone translesion synthesis; DNA-templated DNA replication. The record is from RefSeq and is a predicted model, not a curated record.